Molecule: messenger RNA, 1451 nt
Organism: Psylliodes chrysocephalus
Lineage: Eukaryota; Metazoa; Arthropoda; Insecta; Coleoptera; Chrysomelidae
Source: the annotation of a GenBank genome assembly
CGUCCUUACACUUUGGAAAUUGGUCUAAAGGAAAAAAAGUGUCUUACUUUUCCAUAAAUAUGCCUUUAGCUCGAAGACGAAGAAAUUUUCAAAAACAUGAAGUUGUUAUUCUUGCAGUUGUCAAUUCAAAUAAAAGCUUUUUAAUAAAUUUUGACGAUCCUCCACCAUCUUCAUUGGAUGAACCAUUCUUUUUGGAAAAUGCUCCAAAUAUUAUGAAUAUGAUUUAUUAUUUGAAUGCUUCACACAUCUUCCGUCCUUACAAAGUUUAUGGUCAUUUUAAUCAGACUACUGGAAAAUUUUACGGUAUGGUCAAUGAUUUAGCACAGGGUUUGGGUGAUAUCACAGGAUCAGCUCUCUUUGUGUCUGAAGAAAGACAAAGAAUUCUUGAUUAUAUAGCGAUAGCUACCACAUGGGGAGGCAAGAUUAUUUUAAAAAAACCUUCGAUGUCCUAUAUAGAAAAUAUUUAUUUAAUGACAUUUACUGGACAAGUAUGGAUUGCUUCAUUGCUUGUUUUAAUUACCUUUGGCAUAACUUUGUAUAUUUUGCUAAAUUGGGAAAAACAUAAUUUGGUGAAUACUGGGAAAAAUAUAAAAAUCAAAUAUAGUGUCAGUGAUGCCACACUUUUAUCUUUUGAAGCUUUAUGUCAACAAGGUACAACUAUAGAAUCAGCAACAAUUUCUGGAAGGAUCUUAUUAGUUUUCUUGUUUACUGCAUUCAUGUUCCUUUACGCAGCAUAUUCAGGAUACAUACUUGUGUUACUUCAAUCGACUAAGCCUAUUGAAUCAAUCAAACAUUUAUUGGAUAGCAGGCUUGAAUGUGGAGGAAUCAAUAUAAGUUUUAUUAUGGAUUGGUAUAAUGUAAAUAAAGAUCCAGCAUUAAGAGCUCUAUAUCAUAAAAAACUUCAUAAAAAUCGUUUUUUGACUUUAGAAAAUGGGUUAGCAAGAGUUCAAGAAGGAAAUUUUGCAUUCCAUACUGCUCUCAGUGUUAGUUACAUCCACAUUCUCAAAACUUUUACUAAUUACGACAUUUGUAAACUGCAGGAAUUGCCUGGAUAUCUUAGUAUUAAUAAUGGCAUGUAUUUUGGGGCCCCAAAAACUUCACAAUAUAAGGAAUUUUUAAAAAUUGGAAUUAUGCGAACAUAUGAAGUGGGACUAGCAAUAAGAAAUAAGUACAAGCAGUCUAGAAAACCAAAAUGUUAUAAUGAAGCAGGAAAUUUUCAGUCUGUGGGAAUUUAUGAUUGUUACACAAUUUUUAAAUUAUUUUGUAUAGGAAGUUUCUUAUCUUUUUUUGUUCUAGCUAUAGAGGUUGUCACGCACAAAUAUUUACAGAAAUUGAAGAAAAAAUAUGCCAUUUUGACAACCCGGCAUGGCUAAAUGUUUAGCUAUAGUUAUAGGAAUUUUUAACUGUCAGUUAUUUAUAGGUACACUGAAUAGUUAUAAAAAAUAAAACAC